AUGGCUCCAACUGCUUACUCAGACUUGACCAAGGCUUCAAAUGACUUGUUGAACAAGGACUUCUACCACUUGUCUACUGCUGCUAUUGACGUCAAAACCAUUGCCCCCAACGGCGUUGCCUUCACCGUUAAGGGUAAAACCACCAAAGACGACAAGAUUUCCGCCUCAGUCGAUGCUAAGCACGUUGACAAAUCUACCGGCUUGACUUUGACCCAAGGCUGGAACAAUGCCAAUGUCUUGUCCACCAAGAUUGAGUUGGCCGAGUUGUUGACCCCCGGCUUGAAAGGGGAGUUGGACACCUCCAUCGUGCCCAAUGGUGCUAGAAACGCCAAGUUGAACUUUUUUUACCAACAAUCUGCCGUUAACGCCAGACUCUUUUUUGACUUGUUGAAGGGCCCAAUUGCUACUGCUGAUUUGGUUGUUGCCCAAGAUGGUUUCUCAGCCGGUGCCGAGUUGGGCUACGACAUCUCCAGCGCCAAAGUCAACAAGUACUCUGUCGGUGUUGGCUUUGCUAACUUGACCUACAGCUUGGCCGCCACGGCCACUUCCAACUUGUCGGUCUUCUCCGCUGCCUACUACCACAGGGUCUCCCCCUUGGUUGAAGUUGGUGCCAAAACCACUUGGGACUCAGUCAAGUCUUCAAACGUCAAUGUCGAGUUUGCCACUAAAUACGCCUUGGACAAGUCUGCCUUCAUCAAGGCCAAGAUUGCCGACUCUGGUUUGACUGCUUUGAGCUACACUCAAGAAUUGAGACCUGGCGUCAAAUUGGGCUUGGGUGCUUCCUUCGAUGCCUUGAAAUUGGCUGAACCUGUCCACAAAUUGGGCUUCUCAUUGUCAUUCACUGCUUAA
Molecule: messenger RNA, 849 nt
Organism: Lodderomyces beijingensis
Lineage: Eukaryota; Fungi; Ascomycota; Pichiomycetes; Serinales; Debaryomycetaceae
Source: the annotation of a GenBank genome assembly